Messenger RNA from Rhinichthys klamathensis goyatoka, 3490 nucleotides. It is a transcript of the gene ccdc80, whose product is annotated as coiled-coil domain containing 80. The record is from RefSeq and is a predicted model, not a curated record. The transcript has 7 exons. Lineage: Eukaryota; Metazoa; Chordata; Actinopteri; Cypriniformes; Leuciscidae. Bases 574 to 3150 code for a protein of 858 amino acids.
UGGUCCCGUGCGCUCGUCAGAGGAUACGGAGGCUGCUGUGCUGUUACUUUUUGACAUGUUUGGGAAAGCUUCCAGUGAUAAGGAGCCGCACAGAGCGUUUUCCAUACUUUUCGAAGUAUUUCUGACUUCUAAUUUUUCGCGACGUGCAUUUUGUUGAAGUGGCGCGUGUCAAACCUCUCAAGACUGACUAAGGACCGGAGCUUGACUUCAUGGAAACUAUUUUCAGUUGGUUAAAGGAUUUUAUGUAUUUCAAUAUAGGAACGUUGAGAUGAGAAAAUUUGGCGGUGGGCAACAGUAAAUGCCCCUUUGCUUUGAAUCAGCCAUAUCUCGCGCUGAAUGUUCAAAUGUUUCCUAAACGCACUUACAGGUAAACAAAGAUCGAUAUAACUUUUGUCUUUAUUAAAGAAAUAAUUUUAUUGGUUUGUUAAGUAUCUAAAGAUGGUUUUAACGAACUUUUGCACUGUUUUGCACUGAGCAUCAGAAUUAUAAACUCUAUAAAAAUACAUCGGAUCUUAUGACUAUUUAAUGGAUUGUAUCUCUCUACUGACUUAAGUGUAUCUGAAGUUUUCAAACAUGAGGGGAAGGUACAUGCUUGGUUUCGGUGUUUUGUGUCUGUUUACAUGGGCUGUUUACGUGUCAGAGAGCAGCCCGACCGAUAAACAAGCAAAACUCAGAAUGCUGUCCAUAAGACGAGCAAGACAAAACAAAUCACAACAGGGUCAGAUUAUCAGAACACGUACUUCUUCAUGGAUCAAUGAUAAACGCCAGCAGUUGCAGGGAGAUGAAGGUAUAAACGUUACCAGGAAUGUCCAAUCCAGAAAAAUCUUGGUACAAAGGAGACCAGCACAGGGUGGGGCUAUGAAUCCAAUCCAGCAAGAUGAUGGAACACCUGGAGCCAGGGCCAGAGUAUCCCGCAUGCCAAACAGUGCCGGUUCUCCAAACUUAUUGGCGUCAUUUGCGGGGAAAAAUCGCCUGCUGGUUAUUUCUGCACCCCACGACUCUGAUGGUUACUACAGAUUGAUGAUGAGUCUUCUUAAACCAGAGGUUUACUGUGAGUUGGCAGAGCGGCACGUGCAUCAGAUUGUCAUGUUUCACCAGGAAGGGGAGUUGGGUGGGAAAAUCAGACGCAUUACUAAUGAAGGCAAAGUGAUGGAAGAGCCGUUGGAUACGACUCUUAUUCCCAGGCUCAUGAACAUUCUUAAAUUAGAGAAAGGAAAGUUUGGGAUGGUCCUUCUUAAGAAGACGCUUCAGGUAGAGGAGCGCUACCCAUACCCUGUCAGACUGGAAGCGAUGUAUGAAGUUAUCGACCAGUCGCCUAUGCGCAAAAUGGAGAAAGUCAGGCAGAAAGGCUUUGUGCAGAAGUGUAAAGGGGCUGGGGUGGAGGGUCAGGUGGUCGAGGGUGUCCCCAGCACUGACUCCCAAAUGGACCCACCAACAGAGAGGAGAAGAGAGGAGCGGAAACCCAUACGAAGACCGACCACAACAACAACUCCAACUCCAACAAGACCAACAACCACUACCAAAGGAACUACCACCACCACCACACGUCCCCCAACGACAACUCGAUCCACCACCACAACAACGACAACAACACGGCCGACCACAACGCGGGCCACCACCACUCCAAGGACGACCAGAGCUCAUACUACCCCACAAUGGAUCCCAGCCCACAAGACCACCGCCGAGCCUUACUAUUACAACCGAAGGGACAGAUUCCAGACAACCUCACCCACGACACUUCCCGUCUAUACCAAGGCUGACACAGCAAAAUACAGGGACAACCGCACUGAUAAAAAAGAAUACAACCACAGACAUACCAACAUUAUACCUACACAACACAAACCACCUAAAGUUAAGCCUACGAAGAAAAAGAAUGGCGAUAAGGAAAUUAGCAAUGCUUACGAGGAGAAAUAUGAUGUAGGUGGGCCCACCGACGGCUAUCCUGAAGAGAAGGAGGAAGAGAUUGUGCCCGUCAAGAAAGGCAAGGGCAAGACAGAUAAAAAGAAGAAAAAGUUGUCCAAGAAAGACAAGGCGGAGAGGAGGGGAAAGGAUGGAAAGGGCAGUAAGAAAAAUGGAAAGAAAGUUUCGAAGAUCCACGAGAAAGAAGAAUAUCAGAAACCAACAAAGAGACCACCACCACCGCCUCCACCACCUAAAGGAGCUCUGGCAACCUUUUUGGACUAUUUUGAAAGCAGAAGGAGACUAAUUUUGAUCACCUCUCCAACAGAGGAGAACAACAUGUAUGUUCAGCAGAGGGAUGAAUACUUGGAACAUGUGUGUGAGAUGGCAAUCAGAAAGGUCUCCAUCAUCACCAUCUUUGGCACACUUACAAACAGCACCAUGAAGAUAGAUCAUUAUCAACUUGAGAAUGACAAGCCCAUGAAAGGUUUGAGACAGGAGGAUUUGGAGAACCAGAAUCUCAUCACGGAGCUGAGGAAAGAGUAUGGAAUGACCUACAGCGAUUUCUACAUGGUCCUCACAGAUCUGGACAUGAAAGCGAAGCAAUACUAUGAAGUGCCAAUUGCAAUGAAGGCUGUUUUUGACUAUAUCGACACGUUUUCCUCGCGCAUCAGAGAGAUGGAACAACAGAAACGUGAUGGGGUGACGUGUAAAAAAGAAGACAAGCCAAGAUCAUUGGAGAACUUCCUUUCCAGGUUCCGCUGGAGACGUAGAUUGUUUGUCAUAUCUGCACCAAAUGAUGAGGAAUGGGCCUAUCAACAACAACUCUACGCACUGACCAGUCAGGCGUGCAACCUGGGUCUUCGCCAUGUAUCAAUACUGAAGCUGGUGGGGACAGAUCUGAUAGACAUGGGAGGAGUGUUAGAGCUUUACCCCAUCAAUGGAAGUGCAACGGUGGAGCGUGAGGGGAUAUCUGCCAGUCUAGUGCGGGACAUUAGAAACUAUUUCCAGAUCAGCCCUGAAUACUUCUCCAUGCUGCUGGUGGGAAAAGAUGGAAAUGUCAAGUCCUGGUACCCGUCUCCCAUGUGGUCCAUGGCCAUCAUCUACGACUUGAUCGACUCCAUGCAGCUCCGCAGACAGGAAAUGGCCAUCCAGCAGUCUCUAGGCAUGCGCUGCCCAGAAGAUGAGUACGGUGGCUACGGUUACCACCACGGCUAUCAGGAUGGCUAUCAUCAGGGUUAUGGAUAUUAGGGUUUAUAACAUUCAUAAGACAGUGUCACGGUAAGAAAUAACUGAAAACUUCCUUUCUGAACUGGUUUUAUAAUUAUCAUAUACAGCUGAUAUAUUUAUAUUUAAAGAUGCAUCUUAUCUGCUAUACAUCUGUCCCUAUGGACAUAAUCUUUUGUAGAUAAAAGACGUUGUCGAAACAUUUGUAUUUAUUGAAUGUCUUCACUAUAAGAAGUGAUCAUUUUUAAAGGUCACAACCUGCUUUUUCGUGUUGAACUGUAUUGUUACUCUAUUUUUAAAGAGCACUGUCUUAUUUAUAAACGUAUAAAUUGUGCUUUAAUUUCAAUAAAAAAAAAUAUACUGA